Molecule: messenger RNA, 2037 nt
Organism: Scutellospora calospora
Lineage: Eukaryota; Fungi; Glomeromycota; Glomeromycetes; Diversisporales; Gigasporaceae
Source: the annotation of a GenBank genome assembly
AUGAAGGGAGAAGAAAUAAGUGUUUAUUCUCCUUUACAUAAACUUGCAUAUACUAAGAAACUAGAGCAAUAUGCUAUUCCUGAUCAGUAUAUUUUUGACAAAUACAUGGUUUAUUCAACAAAAUCUCUAUCAGACGCUGCAGCUAAAUAUUGCAAGAGUUUUAAAAGGCUAAAAAAUAAAGGAACUUUGUCAAGUGAAGAUAUUCAAGAAAUAAAUGCAAAUACGAUUAAUAAAAAUGAGAAUAAAAAGAAAGACAUUCGAAUAUCAGGUGUACAAUUGUUUGGAUUACAAUUAAAUUUUGUUCGUAUAGUUAGAAAAAUGUUACCAUCCAAUACCUAUCUUAAAGUUCAACCUUUUAACAAUCUUAGUAAUUCUACUCAACGACAUCAUAUGUUGACAAUAGCCAAACUUGUAUUUGAUCAAGUUGAAAUUUGUAAAGAAAACAUUUUUCAUAAAGAUGAUAAAGUUGAAAUUAAGCAAGCACGUUUUACUAUAAAUGAUAAGCUAUUUGAAAUUCAAUAUGAAAAAGUUAACCAAGAAAAGAUAGAUGAUUUGCAUUUGGCAGUUCUAAAAUCAUUAGAUAAAGGCAAGAUAUUUCGUGAAGCUUAUCAAUCAUUAGCACGUAUUAAUCAAGAUUUGCCAAGAGAGGGUGCAAUAUCAAGUACACGUCAAAGACUUAAUAAACAAAUGCAAAAUCUAGUUCCCUUAUUACUUAUAAAUAUAGAAGAAACAUUUGUUGCUUCUGAAUUAACUGAAGAUCAACCUCAUAUUAAUGAUCCUGACAUAGUUAAUAAUAUAGUUGAAUCUGCUGGAAAAGGUGAACAGCGUUCUAUAAUUGAUAUAUUAAAUUUUAUUGUAUCUGAGUAUAUAAAAAAAAGACUUUUAAUUCCAAAUAAUACUACUAUUAAACUUCGUAUAUCUGGAGAUAGUAGGAAUAUAGGACGAAAGAUUCAGCAUGUUAUGGUAAUGGCUAUAAUACUUAAUGAUAUAGAAAGACUACAUAAGUCUGAAGGGUAUCAUACACUUGUUCUUUACUCUGGAUCAGAAAAUUAUCAAUCUCUUCAAAAUGCACUUUGCACAUUAAUUUUUGAUUUAAACAAUUUAAGAGAAUCCAGAUUUUACCAACUUAAUAGCUUGCAUUGGAAUUGUACAUAUAUGAAACAGCAAAAUGGAAUUCUUGAUCAAAAUAAUAAACUAGUUGGCGAUUGGACAAUUACCAAAAAUAUGGAACAAAUAAAAAAAAAUUUUUUUAAUAUUAGAAGGCAUCAAUGUGCACCUUUAUUCGAUAUGAUUGAUCUUAAAUAUUGGGUGUGUGAUGAGCUACAUAUAUUGCUUCGCAUUACAGAUCGACUUUUUGAACUAUUUUUAUCUGAUUUGCAACGAAAUGGAAAGUUAGAUAAUAAAAUUCAGCAAGAAAUAUUAGUAGAAAUGAAACGAAUUGGUAUAACAUUUCAAUUUUGGACAGAUAAAAAUACUAAAAAAUUAUGUAAUACAUCUUUGAUGGGUCCAAACAAACUUAAACUCUUACAUAAUUUUAAUUUUAAGAAUAUUAGUAUUUGUUAUUUACCAAUAGUUAGACAAAAUCAACUUAGAAAACUCUGGAAUAAAUUCGCUGAAUUAUAUGAUGAUUUGCAUCAAAAAAAAAUAAGUGGUAGUAGUUUUAAAAAAAAAGCAAUUGAAUGGUUAGAAUAUUUUUUAACUCCAUCUCAAGGACAUCCAAAUAAAAAUUUUGUGCGAGGACUAUAUCAAGCAACAGAUUGUACUCCAUAUAUGCAUGUUUUAACCUAUCAUAUUCCCGAAUUUAUUAAGAUUCAUAGAGAUUUAGGAUUAAUAGCUUUUUCAUGUUCAGCUUUAGAAAAAAAAAACUAUAUUCAAGUAUGUCGAUAUUUUCAAAAUACAUUAAAAGAUGGUGGACAUGAUCAGUCUAGAAAAUCAGCAAUUCUAGAAAUAUUAGAACAUGAAAAUCAGCAAUUAUUUUAUUGGCAAGCAAAUAUUCCUAGUUAUAUUAAAAAAGCUACACAAUACCGAUUAGAAUAA